AUGAACUUUGGACCUUGGCCAGAUUACAGGAAGAAAGUUCAAAAGCCAGGACUCUGGGUACCACCUGCCUUACUGACCGUGCCAACACUGGCUCCAUUCUUCUUCCUUUUACUAACAGGUGAUAGCUCUGCCCUCUUCCUUCCAGAGGUACGGCUGGUCAAUGGACGCACCCGGUGCCAGGGACGGGUGGAGAUCUUCUACAACAAUACCUGGGGCACAGUGUGUGAUGACGACUGGGACAUUGUGGAUGCCAACGUGGUGUGCCGCCAACUCGGUUGUAGCCAUGCCAUCGGCAUGCCACCUGCCCUUUCUUUUGGCAGAGGGCAAGGACCCAUUUUUCUAGACAAUGUGGACUGCAAAGGAAGAGAGGCAGCCCUCAGUGAGUGCAGCAGCCAUGGAUGGGGCAUCCACAACUGCUACCACUAUGAAGAUGUGGCCGUCAUGUGUAAUGAACUGCUCCCCACACAAUCGGCAAAAGAUCCUGCCAGCAAAACAACCACAGCUCCAUUAAAAGAUAAGAAAAGUGAUGGGAGAAUCCGGUUGGUGAACGGGGCGAACCCCUGCCAAGGCCGAGUGGAGAUAUUCUACAAAGGAAACUGGGGCACUGUGUGCGAUGAUGAAUGGGAGCUACAUGAUGCCAAUGUGGUGUGCAAGCAGAUGGACUGUGGUCGUGCGGUGGCCUACAGGACCAACGCCUACUUUGGCUACGGCACUGGGCGCAUCCUCCUAGAUAAUGUGAAUUGCGAUGGAAACGAGCCACAACUCUCAGCCUGUUUCAGCCUUGGUUGGGGCAUCCAUAACUGUGGUCACCAUGAAGAUGCUGGGGUCGUCUGCUCUGGGCUAGGGACAACGACCACCAUUAUGCCAAUCACUACAUUAGUGGUAGAGGACUACAAAGAAUCAUUCACCGAUGCAGCCACAGUCACUGAGGAUAAAAUCCAGCCUACCUCUGAAACUGAGAUGGUGAUGACUUCAGCCCUUCUUCUGUUGGAAAAAACAGGUGGCGGCAUACGCCUGGCGAACGGGAACAACAGCUGUCAAGGUCGAGUGGAAGUCCUUUAUGGGGACCUCUGGGGGACGGUUUGUGACGACGACUGGGAUUACCCCAAUGCACAGGUAGUAUGCCGCCAACUGGGCUGCGGUGCAGCCAUUGGGGCUACCGUGCUGGGCUACUUCGGCUACGGCAGUGGGCCCAUCCUUCUGGACAACGUGGAUUGCAUUGGCACAGAGACUGAGCUGACCAACUGUUUUAACCUGGGAUGGGGACAACAUAACUGUGGGCAUCACGAAGAUGCUGGCGUCCUCUGCAGAGGUGCAGAAGAAUUAGGGGCUUCCUUGCAAGAAGAUACUUUUGCUACCACAACUUCAACCACCACUCGUCCCAAAGAUGGUUUUCUGCGACUGGUCAAUGGCAGCCAUCGCUGUGAAGGCCGGGUGGAAAUGUUUUACCUGUCUCAGUGGGGGACAGUAUGUGACGAUGCGUGGGAUCUCAAGGAUGUGAAAGUGGUAUGUCGGCAGCUUGGCUGUGGAGGUGCCUUAGCAGCCUUCGGAGAAGCCCAGUACGGCCAGGGCAAAGGAUACAUUUUCCUGGACAACCUCAAGUGCAAAGGAGACGAAGCGUCUCUCCUGCGUUGCUCUCAUAUCCGCUGGAAUGUGCACAACUGCGAUCACUCGGAAGACGCUGGUGCCCUCUGCCAUCUGCUGUGA
Messenger RNA from Ahaetulla prasina, 1707 nucleotides. It is a transcript of the gene SSC4D, whose product is annotated as scavenger receptor cysteine rich family member with 4 domains. The record is from RefSeq and is a predicted model, not a curated record. The coding region runs from base 1 to 1707 and encodes 568 amino acids. NCBI's taxonomy places the organism in Eukaryota, Metazoa, Chordata, Lepidosauria, Squamata, Colubridae. The transcript has 9 exons. Gene Ontology annotation, cellular component: membrane.